Messenger RNA from Glossina fuscipes, 691 nucleotides. RefSeq names its product leucine-rich repeat extensin-like protein 3 (gene TwdlE). Lineage: Eukaryota; Metazoa; Arthropoda; Insecta; Diptera; Glossinidae. The coding region runs from base 113 to 691 and encodes 192 amino acids. The transcript is spliced from 3 exons. The record is from RefSeq and is a predicted model, not a curated record.
AGAGAGUGUGUGUGCGUGUUUGUGUAUAGUGCAAGCUUACCUGAAACGAAGUGUGAAAAGUGAAAAAAUAUCCUUUAGAAAAUCAAUUUACGAAAUAUUAAAAGAAAUAAAAAUGAAGCGGUCUUAUGUGGUUUUCGUAGUUUUGGUAGCAGCAGGUGGAGCUGCUGCUCGUCCAGAACCACCUUCUAGCAGUUAUUCCGCGCCAAAUGUACCCAGUGGCAGCUAUGGUGCCCCUCCACCCGUUUAUGGGCCACCACAACAGCCGCCUGUCAUACAUAAGCAUGUGUACGUCCAUGUGCCACCGCCAGAACCCGAAUAUUUGCCGCCCAGAAAACCAAUAUUACCGCCACCGCCACAAAAGCAUUACAAAAUUGUGUUCAUUAAAGCUCCCUCGCCACCUGUUCCAACGCCACCGGCAAUACCUCCUCUCCCACAAAACGAAGAGAAGACAUUAGUUUAUGUGUUGGUUAAGAAGCCGGACGAUCAGCCAGACAUUAUUAUUCCAACACCACCGCCCACUCAGCCCAGUAAACCGGAAGUGUACUUUAUACGCUAUAAGACGCAAAAAGAAGAUAAUGGUGGACCAUAUCCGAACAGUAUUGCUCCACCUCCGUCUGGCGAUUAUGGUGCUCCAGCUCCGCCUUCAGGUCCCUCAGCGCCCAGUUCGUCAUAUGGAACGCCCUCACAUUGA